Messenger RNA from Cutaneotrichosporon oleaginosum, 1424 nucleotides. RefSeq lists its product as uncharacterized. The record is from RefSeq and is a predicted model, not a curated record. Lineage: Eukaryota; Fungi; Basidiomycota; Tremellomycetes; Trichosporonales; Trichosporonaceae.
CCCCCCGCUCGUACUUUUCUUCUUCCCCCUCACUCUCUUCGUUACUCUUUUCUCUCCACUCUCGCCAUGUGGUCUCUCGUCGCUAGCCUCGCCCUCGCAGGCGCCGCCAACGCCCAGGUCACCGCCACCUUCCCCAACGGCGACACCAACCCCGCCGCCCCAGAGUUCCUCCCCAUCGGCGCCCAGGUCAACCAGACCUCCAUGUCCCGUCUUCUCUCCCUCAACGGUAUCGACGACUUCUGCCUUUACGGCCCUCCUGAGGAGGGUCCCGACUCGCUCAUCGGCAACGUUGAGCCCAUUGUCGUCGCCUACUGCACCAAGCCCCGUAACCAGGCCCGUCUGAUCCCCGACGGCGCUAUCCACUCGGCCCACCUUAUCAAGACCCCGCUUUACGUCCAGAUUUCGGGUAUGUGGGACGGCACCACCGUCAACAUCCCCGCCGGUGACACCGGUGGUGAGCUCGACCCCCACGGUGCCGAGAACAAGGGCAACCCCGUUGGCGGCAACGUCACCACCAACCUUGCCACUGGCCGUGACAUCUUCUACGAGGAGUGGAUGUCGUUCAUCUCGUUCGACCAGUUCUGCCUCCGUAUCUGCACUGCCGAGGACCCCGCCAACGGCGUCACCGCCGCCCUCCAGUGCGAGCACGAGCUUGACAUCAUGGGCUGCCGCUUCGUCAUGGCCAUUGAGGACCACUUCCGCUCCAACGGCACCUUCACCGAGUGCGACGGUGAGCCCGCCGCUCCCCCCGGUCUCUACCCCCUCCCCGGCGGUGGCACUUCGACUUUCCGCCAGCGCUACACCGGCACCUGGACCAACUCUGCCAACCGUGAGACCGGUGUCUUCACUGUCGGCCGCACUGUCACCCCCUCGGCCCCCGCCUUCUGGCCCAAGACUUCGAACUGCUUCACCUACAGCACCAUCUCGAACGGUGUCGACAUGGCCAACCUCAUGGUUACUGCCGCCCCCACCGUCCUCGCUAAGGGCUCUUCGUCGGUCGUGACUGGCAUCGCCUCCACUUCGCAGGCUGUUGUCACCACCCCCACCAAGGUCCCCACCAAGCCCGCCCAGCAGUCGAGCGGCUCUGCCACCGCCCCUGCCACCGACAGCGCCGGCCGCACCACCGGCUCCGUCGCUGCCCCCGCUGCCUCGGCUUCCACCACCGGCUCGGGCGCCUCGGCCCUUGUCGUCCCGGCCCUUGCCGCUGUCGGUGCCGCCGCUGUUGGUGUUCUCGCUGUCUUCUAAGUGACACUACUCUAGAUUCUAGGCUGUAAUACCUAGCACAGCUAUCAAUACCUCCCCUUUCCGCCCUCCUCAUCUGGCGUGAUUACCAUAGCGGCAUGCCGCUCCCCCCCAACCGGACAUUAAUCACUUCGCAUGCCUCUGUGUGCAUUGUCGCUCCUUAUGCACCGUUUCAUGACACG